AUUACACCUCUACCCUCCUUAAAUGCAAUUGCAUCCUCUCUAUACGCUCUGCAAUAACUCCACGCUGCCACAUCUUCUCCACCUGUUCCCUUUCCUUCUUCCCUUUCUCACCCUCUUCAAAGCUCUCUCUCUCUCUCUCUCUCUCUCUCUUUUGAUAUCUCCUCUUUUUUCUCGUCCGUUUCCUCUCUCUCUCAUACCCAUCCCAAGUAUUCUUCUUAAAUUCUUCUCACAAGAAAGGUCUCAAUCAAAACCGCCUGUAAAUCACUCCUCCACCCACCAAAACCGCUCGUCAUCAUCCAAAAAGCGGUUUUCAGUUGACCCACCAGCUUGAAAACCAGAUCUCCUUUCUCUCGGUGGUUUUACCCUAUAACUUGAAAAGGGUUACUCUUACUUCUCACAAAGAUCCAAACCCAAAGAGAGAGAGAGAGAGAGAGAGAGAGAGAGAGGUGGGGUUGUAGUCAGCCGAGAUCUGCGUGGGGGUUACAAAAAAACAACUGAUUUGAAAUUGGUAGUGUCAAAGGCCAGUUCACACUCUGUGCGUCAACUCUUUUUGCUUUUGGUAAUUUUUUUUCUCAAAUUGGUCUUUCGGGCACGUAAAGACAGAUUGGAUAAUUUUUUUUUUUUUUUUAAAAAAAAAAAAGACUUUGUUUCAUUUCAAAGCCCCAAAAGAAAAGGCCAACUUUGGUAUAUGUAAAAACAUGUAACCCUCUCAUUAUCUUGCUCAGACACUGCCAGAGAAUCUAUUAAAGAGUCCUCCAAAACCACCCCUAGACACCUCCAAGAGAGAGAGAGAGAGAAGUUUCUAGGGUUUGUUUUGUUGGUAAGAGAUGAACAUCUAGCGUUUGUUUGUGUGUGACUGAGAUGUGUACAUCACCGACGUUGAAAAGGAAGAGAAAGAAGCCAGUGGAUUUGGGUUGUCGUCAGAGCUAAUUUUCAGUCAGAUUGAAAAACCUUGGCUUGGGAACCUUAAAGAUCUGUGAAGAUGUUUCAGCCAAACAUGUUUGAUAGUCAUCAUUUACUUGAUAUGACUCACAAAAUGCCCGAAACUGAGUUAGAUAUGAUCAGAGAUGAAGAGUUUGAGAGCAAAUCAGGCACUGAUAUCAUGGAAGCCCCCUCUGGUGAUGAUCAAGAUCCCAAUCAACGGCCCAAAAAGAAGCGCUACCAUCGGCACACACAGCAUCAAAUCCAGGAAAUGGAAUCAUUCUUCAAGGAGUGUCCUCAUCCAGAUGAUAAGCAAAGGAAGGAUCUAGGCCGUCGAUUAGGGUUGGAACCCUUGCAAAUUAAAUUUUGGUUCCAAAACAAACGCACACAGAUGAAGGCCCAACAUGAGCGCCAUGAGAACUCACAACUGAGAGCUGAGAAUGAAAAGCUUCGUGGAGAUAACAUUAGGUACAAAGAAGCCCUUAGCAAUGCUACUUGUCCCAACUGUGGAGGCCCUGCUGCCAUUGGCGAAAUGUCCUUUGACGAGCAGCAUUUGAGGAUCGAGAAUGCUCGUCUACGAGAAGAGAUUGAUAGGAUAUCUGGGAUUGCUGCAAAAUAUGUUGGCAAACCUAUGCUCUCCUAUCCUCAUGGACCGCCUCGCUCAUUUGAUCUUGGAGUUGGUAAUUUUUCAGCACAUUCUUCUGGCUUAGUCGGAGACCUAUUCGGAGCUGGUGAUCUUCUAAGGUCAGUCUCAGGACCUACUGAAGCAGACAAGCCUGUGAUCAUCGAGCUUGCUGUUGCAGCAAUGGAAGAGCUCAUCCGAAUGGCUCAGGCUGGUGAACCCUUGUGGAUACCAAACCCUGACUUUAAUUCUACCGAGGUUUUGAGUGAAGAAGAUUACUUAAGAACCUUUCCUCGAGGAAUCGGGCCUAAACCAUUGGGGCUAAAGUCGGAAGCUUCUCGUGAAUCUGCAGUGGUUAUUAUGAAUCAUAUCAACCUUGUGGAGAUUCUUAUGGAUGUGAAUCAAUGGACAAGUGUGUUUUCUGGGAUUGUUUCAAGAGCAAUUACCUUGGAGAUCUUAUCAACUGGAGUGGCAGGGAACUACAAUGGAGCUCUUCAAGUGAUGGCAGCUGAGUUCCAAGUACCUUCACCAUUGGUUCCAACAAGAGAGAACUACUUUGUAAGGUAUUGUAAACAGCAUGCAGAUGGGACAUGGGCAGUGGUGGAUGUUUCCUUGGACAAUUUGCAGACUAGUGCAAUUUCAAGAUGUAGAAGACGACCAUCUGGUUGUUUAAUUCAAGAAGUUCCCAAUGGUUACUCUAAGGUUAUAUGGGUUGAACAUGUUGAAGUGGAUGAUAGAGCUGUUCACAACAUAUACAGACCACUGGUUAAUUCCAGUCUUGCGUUCGGUGCAAAACGUUGGGUGGCUACAUUGGAUCGACAGUGUGAACGCCUUGCAAGUGCAAUGGCCAACAACAUACCAGCAGGAGAUAUUGGAGUUAUAACAAGUCCAGAGGGGAGGAAGAGUAUGCUGAAACUGGCUGAGAGGAUGGUUAUGAGCUUUUGCACUGGUGUUGGUGCUUCGACAGCGCACACGUGGACAACAUUAUCAGGAAGUGGAGCUGAUGAUGUAAGGGUUAUGACCAGAAAGAGCAUGGAUGAUCCUGGUAGGCCUCCUGGGAUCGUGUUAAGUGCUGCAACCUCGUUUUGGAUCCCAGUUCCUCCAAAGAGAGUUUUUGAUUUUCUUCGCGAUGAGCACUCUAGAAGUGAGUGGGAUAUUCUCUCUAAUGGUGGCCUAGUUCAAGAAAUGGCGCACAUUGCUAAUGGUCGCGAUCCUGGCAACUCCGUAUCCCUUCUACGUGUCAAUAGUGCAAACUCAAGCCAGAGCAACAUGCUGAUUCUUCAAGAGAGUUGCACCGACUCCACAGGCUCUUAUGUUAUUUAUGCUCCAGUUGAUAUUGUUGCAAUGAACGUGGUUUUAAGUGGCGGAGACCCAGAUUACGUAGCCCUCUUGCCUUCGGGUUUCGCUAUACUUCCUGAUGGUGCCACACAUCAUGGAGGAGGAAUUUCAGAAGUUGGAACAGGUGGAUCACUACUCACUGUUGCAUUUCAGAUCUUAGUUGAUUCAGUCCCAACAGCAAAGCUCUCUCUUGGAUCUGUGGCAACUGUUAACAAUCUUAUCAAGUGCACAGUUGAAAGGAUUAAAAGUUCUGUAGGCGGAGUGAAUGCGUGACCAAAAUGGCUUGCCAGGUUGCAGGGAAUAUCAAGGGAAGAUUACUGAGAAAACAAGGAUGUGUUUACCGUGAUUUGCAAAACAAAGGGAAGAAGUCAAGAACGCACCUUGACGAUCCUUGCCUAAGGGUGUUUGCUUCAGCAGAGAAGCAACAAGAACGCAUUUAAGCACCCUGCAAGAGUAAAUAGGUUCGGGUAUUGACUUUGCCAAUGAUAAAAUGUAACCCAAGACCUUCUCACAUAACUUUAGAACUCCAUUUACCUUUGCAUUCUGACUAAUGAACAAUGCUGGUUUCUUUUUCAAAUUCGGUUAGCUUUUUAAAUAUGCAACUUAUGUUGUCUGUUAGUUAUCGGUUUAAACCAGUUUGUGCUGAAGUGAACCCAAGAGUCCUUGAUUGUUGUCUCAUUCUAAACAACAAAACAAAUUAACUUUCA
Messenger RNA from Camellia sinensis, 3588 nucleotides. The record is from RefSeq and is a predicted model, not a curated record. NCBI's taxonomy places the organism in Eukaryota, Viridiplantae, Streptophyta, Magnoliopsida, Ericales, Theaceae.